Anas platyrhynchos (mallard) is the source of this 3430-nucleotide messenger RNA. It is a transcript of the gene SLC22A31, whose product is annotated as solute carrier family 22 member 31. NCBI's taxonomy places the organism in Eukaryota, Metazoa, Chordata, Aves, Anseriformes, Anatidae. The record is from RefSeq and is a predicted model, not a curated record. Gene Ontology annotation, cellular component: membrane. Gene Ontology annotation, biological process: transmembrane transport. Gene Ontology annotation, molecular function: transmembrane transporter activity.
ACCUCGGGUGGCUCCUAACCCCGUGGUGCUGCUCCUGCUUCAGUGCAGCCGGGUGCUCGGAGUCGAGGAGCUGCUGCUUUAGGGUUGCAGAGCUCGGAGCAGGAGCAGAAAUGGGGAGCCCAGCGCUGCCCCGGCCCUGCCAUGGCCCCGUUGGCUGAAUUCGCUCCUGCUCCUGGGGCCUCUCCGUAAGGGGUGAGGGAGGGAAGGGGCACGCGGCACCCUGGUGUCCCUCCUGUCACCAACCCUGCACCGCUGUGGGGCUGUCACCACUGCGUGCUCUGUGCUCCGUGUGCCCGUGUCUGUGCCGUGGUGUUUGCCUGGCUCACAUCGAGCCAUCCUGCUGGCAGCUGGGCCUCGAGCACAAGUGCUCAGCACCAGGGCUUGGAGAGGUUCAAGUGCCUCUCCCACGGCCCCUGCGCCCUGCUUGCAGCUGCCGCCCGCCCUUGCCUGGCACGCAGGAAGCCUGGGGGGGCACCCCCCGCCUCUCUGGCUGCCCCCACCCGCCUCUUGCUUUCUUUUUCCAUUUUUUCCAGGCGCACACACACUGCUCAGACCCCUCGCCUGCUGCUUUUGGAACCAGGGAGGAGUUGAGCACGACACGGUUCCAGGGUGCUGCUGGGCUCAAGGGCACGGCGCAGCCCAGUCCUCCCCAGUCCUCCCCAGUCCUCCCCAGACCUCCCACUGCAGCUCGGGCUAUGCCGGCCGCACACAGCACAGGGGGAGCUCCUGGGGCUGGGGAUCUGGAGGGUGUCCCUGCAUCGUGUCCCACUGGGGUCCUGCUUUCCCCAGCCUGGUGCCCCCCACCCCUCCAGCAGGGAUUGGGUCCCAGUGUUUAUGGGUGCUGUGGCCUCACUGGAUCCUAAAUGGUUUUGUCCCCAGCCUGGCUUAGGGUUGUUGUGUUGGGGUGGGCGAUGGGCACCAGCUGGGGGGGCUGCUCCUGGGGUGAGAGGGGGCCUGGGGCAUCCUCACACCCAGCUGAUUUUUUACCUAACGCCCAGCCCUGCCCUUUCCUUCAUUAAAUAACUGCAAAGUGCCGCAUCCCAGGGCUGUGCAGGGGGGGACACAGAGAUAACGGGCACAAAGAAAUUAAGGAAAAACCAAAAAGGCUCCUCUGGGGGCUCGGCUGCUUCUUCCCCCUUCCCACCGCGCUCCCCCUUGUAGGGUUUUGUCCCGGAGCCCUCCUGGGGGUCCCCCAGCCCCUGGAGGCUCAGCGGGGGCCGGGAGCACCCAUGGGUGCUGGUGUCCAUCCUGGAGCAGCUCUCGGCCCCCCCGAACCCCCGGGAACAAGCGGGGUGCGCAGGGGGAGGCUGAGCCGGGCAGGGGCGCACGACCCGGGCUGGGCUUGGGGGGGGCGCACAGGGGUCGGGAGGUGUCUGGGGGGGUCCGGGGCUGGGAUUCGGGCCCGGGGGGGGGCCAGAAGGAGGGGGCAGGACCUGGCUCCGGGGGGGGGCGGUGCCGCGGAGGGGCCGAGCCGAGCCGAGCCGUGCGCGCCCUCACCUGCCCGGCCCCAGCGGGAUGGAGGCGGCGGGGGCAGCAACCGGGGCAGCAACCGGCACCGGGGGGGGGGCACGGCCUCGGGGCCGCCGUGCCGCGGGGGGGUGGGCUCCGUGCUUGGCGCUGGCGCUGGGCUGGGCGCUGGGGUGGGCGCUGGGAGCGGAGCCCCCCCACCGCUGCCGCCCCGACGCCGCGCUCCUGCCGCCGCCGCUGCGCCGCCUGGCGGGGGCCGCCCUGCUCCGAGCCGCCGUCCCCCGGCUCCGCGGGGGCUGGAGCCCCUGCCAGCUCUACCGGUACCGCCACGGCCCCCCCGCGACCCCCGGCACGGCCCCCGGCACCGCCACCGCCCGCCCCGACGGCACCGGGCCCUGCACCCGCGGCUGGCAUUACGCACUGCCCGCAGCCGGGCUGCGCUCCAACAUGGUCACGCAGUGGGACCUGGUGUGCGCCUCGCGCUGGAAGGUGCCCCUGGAGCAGACCACGCACUUGCUGGGCUGGACCCUGGGCAGCGUCGCCGCCGGCCUGGCCUGUGACAGGUUCGGCCGCCGCCCCACCUUCGUGGUGUCCCUGGGGCUGGCGGUGCCCCUGGGGCUCGGCGUGGCGCUGGCCAUCAACUUCCUCAUGGUCCUGGUGGCGAGGAUGCUCUUUGGGGCCGCGCUGGCGGGCGCCUUCCUCUCCCUCUACGUGGCACGGCUGGAGCAGUGCGACCCCCCGCACCGGCUGGAGGUGACGAUGGUGGCCGGCUUCUUCUGGAUCGCCGGGGAGCUGCUGCUGCCGGGGCUGGCCGUGCUGUGCCGGGACUGGCGGGUCCUGCAGGGCGCCGUCACCAUGAUCCUGGCUCUGCUGGCUGCCUGCUGGUGGUGCCCGGCGCUGCUGCUGGAGUCCCCGCGCUGGCUGCUGGCCACGCAGCAGCUCCAGAGGGCCAGGAGGACGCUGCAGGCGCUGGCUGAGAGCAGCGGCCGCGGUGCCGACGACCAAGGGAGCCUGAUGGCGGAGCUGGAGACGCUGGCUGAGGGCUCCCCCCAGCCCCGCUACCACGCCGUCUGCGAGAUCUUCAGCACCAGGGUGAUCUGGAAGAACAGCGUCAUCCUCGGCUUCACCGCCUUCAUCGGCUCCGGCAUCCGGCACUGCUUCACCCGCAACCUGGCCCCGCACCUGCCCCGCUUCUCCUCCUACUUGGCGCUGGUGGGUGCCGAGGCGGUGGCCUGCCUCUUCCUCUGCCUCACCGCCGAGCGCUUCGGGCGCCGCGCCGUGCUGCUGCUCUGCACCGUGCUCACCGGCAUCUCCUCCCUGCUGCUGCUGGCCCUCACCCAGUACCUGCUGGACCUCAUCGUGCUGACCCUGUCGGUGGUGGGCAUCACCGCCUCGCACGCCGUCACCAUGCUCAGCAUCUUCUUCGCCAGCGAGGUGCUGCCCACCGUGGUCAGGGGCGCCGGGCUGGGGCUGAUCGUGGGGGCCAGCUUCGUGGGCAAGGCGGCCGCCCCCAUCACGGCCAUCCCCAACAGCCGCGGCUUCUUCCUGCACCACUUGGUGUUCGCCUCCUUCGCCAUCCUCUCGGUGCUCAGCAUCAUGCUGCUGCCCGAGAGCCGCGGCCGCGGCCUGCCCCAGUCCCUGCAGGACGGCGAGAGCCAGCGCCGGCCCCCCCUGUUCCACCGCCCCCCCCGCGAGGACCACCUGCCCCUGCUCGCCCCCCGCGGCAUCCCCCACGACUACUCCCGCCUCGUCUCCUCCGCCAAGCGGGCGCUGGGUCCCCGGCACAGCCCCACGGCCGCCCCCCCGGAGACGUAGCCGUGCCCCCCUCCCUGCUGCUGGAAGGGCUGGGGGGGGCAAGCAUCACACCACUGGGACCCCCCUGGUUGCAGCGGGUCCCCCCCCGUCCCCACGUGGCCCUGGGCGCAAAGCUCCGGGCUGCGAGCGGUGGUGGGGCUGGGGGCUG